This is a messenger RNA of Patiria miniata (bat star), 3066 nucleotides long. RefSeq names its product ceramide synthase 1-like. The transcript is spliced from 6 exons. Gene Ontology annotation, molecular function: sphingosine N-acyltransferase activity. The coding region runs from base 451 to 1491 and encodes 346 amino acids. Gene Ontology annotation, cellular component: membrane. The record is from RefSeq and is a predicted model, not a curated record. NCBI's taxonomy places the organism in Eukaryota, Metazoa, Echinodermata, Asteroidea, Valvatida, Asterinidae. Gene Ontology annotation, biological process: ceramide biosynthetic process.
AUUUGCAUUGAAUGAACGGACAAGCACAAAAAUAACCGCAUGCGCACUUGUAAACUGUGCAUGUGCAAAACGCAUGUCGCAGUGGCCGGUACGGUGGACAACAAAGUGUUUGAUCAUUUACCCAGCCGAUUUUGUCUCUUAAUCUGGUUAUUUACUGCUAACUGGCGUAGCUGUCAUUGUAAGCUAGCAUUAUAAGCCUCUUGACAUAACGGUGAACAAAUUAUUACUUCGGAUAAUGCGGAAAUGUCGGCAUGUUGCAGAAGCGUAAAACUAACCUAAGUGCAACCGCAAGACCGAGUCAUUGUUUUUUUUUUAACGCGAGAAAGACGGUUAAUUUGUUCUCGCAAUCAAAUUCACACACAAACACAAAAUCUUGAAUCCGUAGUAUAAGACGAAAGGAAGCACGAAGAAUUUGUUAGUUCCAUUUUUGUGUGGAUUUGGGGGCAGAAUAUGCCAUUUUCCAUGUUCAACCUGACGGCGAACAUGGAUCUUCAGAGCAUCGUUGUGUACCCGGCGUAUCACAGACUUGUCACCGUUGUGGUCCCUGAUUUGUGGGAUUAUUACCACGAGGCGCCGACCCAACCUGAUGGAUUCCUGGGCGACCUGAGGAUGUACUGCAUGCCCAUCUCAUGGCAGGAACUGAAGUUGCCUUUCAUGCUGGCCGUGGUCUGGACACUUCUGCGAAUGCUGAUGACAACUCAGGUUUUCAAGCCUCUUGCAAAAUGGGGCAAGCUGAGAGAAGACAACAUCAACAAGUUGCCCGAGAGCGCCUGGCGCUGUCUGUGCCACUGCAUCACGUGGAGUUUGGCUGCCUACGUUUUGCUCAAAAACUACCCGGAUAUUUUCUUCAGGCCAGAUACAGCUUUCAAAGAUUGGAAGGUCGGUAAGAUUGUUCCUUCAGACAUCUACCUGGUGUAUGCCAUACAGGGCGGAUACUAUCUCCACCGCAUCGUGGAUACGCUGUUUCAUGACAUAUGGCGGACGGAUACCAUUGUCAUGUCCCUCCAUCACGUCUUGUCCCUUACGCUCAUCACCUUCUCCUAUGCCUCAAGAUAUCACAACAUUGGAAUCCUGGUUUCUUUCUUUCACGACUUUGACGACAUUUGGCUGGAGUUCUCCAAAGUGUGCGUCUACCUGAAGUUCCGCAACGGCAAGAAGCAUCAAAACUGGCAGACGUUUGCCAACAUCUGCUUCACCAUCCUGACUGUUUCCUGGUGUGUGAUGCGUCUGUACUGGUACCCACUCAAAGUGCUGAGGAACUGCACCCCUUCCGUGGCCAGGCAGAACGCCCUUGACAUUGUCCCGUUUGGGAUCCUCUUCAACGUCAUGCUGUGGAUACUACUAGCCAUGGAUAUAUACUGGUUUAUGCACAUUGUGGUUGUCCUGAAGAAAGUGGCCAUGGGUCAGAUGAAGGAACUGGACGAUAUACGAGACUUCGACGUCAACAAGGAAAUUGAGGAACAACCCCAGAAGACAACAAAGAAAGAAUGAGAGGAAGAACUCAUCCGAGGCAUCGGUAAUAUUAAUCAUCUGUGCAAAAUGUUCAGAUUUGUUGUUUUUUAUGAGAGUUUUGUUGAUUUCAUGCUCUCUAAGCUUACUGCCCUGACCACAUGAUCCUGCUUGAUACAGGUGAUUUGUCUGUUAAGGUAAUUCACAACUUUUUUAUUUAAAGAACUGAAUUCUCCCUGUAUACCUAUCACUUUAUUACAUCAAAUGAAGCUUAAAUGGAAAUUUGUAAUAUACUAAAAUAAAUAGUUGCUGUAAAGGAGGGUUAGCGUAAUUAUCAGGUUUGUCAUGGGGAAGCAUAUUUUCAUUCGUGUUAAGAAUUCAAAUUUAAAGUUGUGUUCCCAAAGAAACAUUUAACUUAAAAGUUAGAUCGAGCAUGAAAGUUCGUUUCAUGAUAGUUUGUUUCCAGUUUCCAGUUGGAUCUUUAUUGCAUUCGCUGAAUAAUGCUCAUCUUUUUGUGAAUAUCGAUAAUGAAAAAAACACUGUUUCAGCGCUGCUUAGCGCAUGCGCUUCUGCUUACAGAGCCUCUGUGUAUUUCAUGGAGACCGUUAAGCAGUAAGCACGGCAAAAGGCAUGCUUACCUCAGCCUCGGAGGAAGUACUUGCUUAAAUUGAAAUCUCCAUGCGCGUGCAACCAUUAGCACAUCCACGCUGUGAAAUAGUGCAUAAGGUUUUCAUAAAUUUCUACUAUAGUCAGCAAAACUUUUCUGCUUUACCGUUAAGCAGCGCUGUGAGAAUUGGGCUCAGAUAUUUAUAGUUCUUUGCUUAACUCUGAUUCCACUUUUUUUUGGCCAUUUUAGCAAGACGGUUUAAACAACGGGGGUAAGAUUAGCCCUUAAUUAGAUUAGCCCUUUGUAAAUUUUACAAUAUUGGCCUUAUUCAUAUUAAGAUUUUUCAUUAUUGUUUUUUGUCACCACAAUGUUGGCAGAUAAUGUGAGAAUGGGAAUUAAUAUUGUACACAUGUAUAUCUUGACUUAAUUAAGGAGUAUAUAAACGUGACAUACGCGGGGUGAUUGACAAGUCCGUGGCCUAAGGUAGAAGGAGAUGAGCUAUACAGUUUGGACUGAUAUUGUGUGCAGUCAAGGUUUAAUUAUCUGUCAAAUCGAAAAACAAGAAAACAUAAUAACUUCAAAUGUCUAUGUAAUCAUUCAGCAAGUGGAACUGCACACAAUAUCAGUCCAGACUGUACAGCUCAUCUCCUUACACCUUAGGCCACGAACUUAUCAAUCACCCCACGUAUUUUGUAAGCGCUUCAUUUUAAUUAUGUUAAAGUAUGAAAGCGUUAAAAAAAAAAAAAAAACAGUAGUUCUGAAUGUGCAUUGAAUUUUUUGUUUUGAGGAACACAUUUUCUUAGAAGAUAUUGGUGGAAUACACUGGCCAAGCCAGUUUUGUAGUUGAACAUUUAUGGAGUGUACGUGUAUACCCGACGUAUUAAUAAGGCAAAAAUUAUUACGAACUAUAUUGUACCGUAUUUGUUGUUUUUCUUGUUUUUUAUUUCAAUGUUGGUUUGAUGGUUUUUUUAAGUAGAGAUAUUGGUUUGAGUGUCUGAUUUUCAGGAUCA